AUGAGCGUAGCUCUCGUGACGAUGGAUUCCGCGUACGGAAUUCGGUUGGGGAUAGGUAGCCAUCACCAUCAUCAUCACCAUCACCAUCACCGGGUACGCUCGCCCGAGAGUCACGUGGUUCCUCGUCAAGAUCAACAACAGGAUCACAAGGACGACAUCGAGGCGCCUUUGAGAUUCAGCGUGGUAAACAUUCUCAGACCGGAUUUCGGUCGAGAGGCUAUCCUUAGCACGAAAACACCGAAACAGACCGCUCUGGUGCCUGGACACUCGACCACGAUUCCAGUUCCGAUUCCUCGACACAGUCCUCUAUCUCUGCCACGCGAUUUGAGCCUAUCGUCCAACAGACUGUCCCCCACGAGGCCGCAGCCCGGUAAUUUCUCCAUACACAGAGAGAGGGAUCUGUUCUCUUCCCAUUGCGGGCUAACGUCACCCCUUCAGAGGAACACCGGGCUCAGCAGAAGCGGAAGUCUCGAGAGUUUGGCGAGUAGCAGGAGUUCCGUCACCGGAAGCUCGGUCACCGGUGCGCCUUCUUUGGGGUCCACGUCAUCCACCAUUGGCAGUGAUUCCUUGAGCGGAGACAGCAGUUCCGCAAGUGCAACCAAUACCAACACGAGCCAAACCGGACUCAACGGACAGAGUCCUUGGCCGGCGUGGGUUUACUGCACCAGAUAUUCCGACAGACCCUCUUCCGGUAGCCGUUUCGUUGGAUCGCGGAGGAUAGGAGCGCGAGAAUAAGAGCGUCCGAGAACAGCGUUCAGCGCGGAGCAACUGGCGAGGCUGAAGAGGGAAUUCACGGAAAAUCGAUACCUGACCGAGAGAAGACGACAGCAGCUCUCGAGAGACCUGGGUCUGAACGAGGCGCAGAUCAAGAUCUGGUUCCAGAACAAAAGGGCGAAAAUCAAGAAAGCCAGCGGCCAGAAAAAUCCGCUGGCUCUUCAGCUGAUGGCCCAAGGACUUUACAAUCACUCGACGGUGCCGGUUGACGAAGACGGCGAGGAAAUCGUGACUGGAAGCAAUCAUUCGCACUAA
Molecule: messenger RNA, 1029 nt
Organism: Eufriesea mexicana
Lineage: Eukaryota; Metazoa; Arthropoda; Insecta; Hymenoptera; Apidae
Product: homeobox protein engrailed-1a
Exons: 2
Biological process (GO): multicellular organism development; neuron differentiation; regulation of transcription by RNA polymerase II
Cellular component (GO): nucleus
Molecular function (GO): DNA-binding transcription factor activity, RNA polymerase II-specific; RNA polymerase II cis-regulatory region sequence-specific DNA binding
Source: RefSeq, a predicted model, not a curated record